AUGGCACCCGCUCUCAUCAAGACGCUGCGAAGCGCACCUUCACUCAACCAGCACGCCCCUCGUGCUGCCGAGGCUUUCUCUACGCUCUCAAGCCACCUCUUGAAGGCCAGCAAAGUCCUCCUCACUCGAGACGACAAAGAUGACGACAAGAAGCAGGAUGAUAGGCAUAAGCCAUCUGUCGUGCCAGAUUCAGGCUCGUUCGACCCCCACAAUAUCAAUAACGCCGGUUUCUUCUUCCUCUUCGCCCUGAUCGGUGUCGUCUUUGUGUGCACUGGUAUCUGGUUCUUUUUCUGGGCCAAGAACGGUGGUUUCCAGUUUCAAGAGCACGAUUGGGAUGACUACAAAUCUACUGUCCUUCGACGCACUGGACCUAACGGCACGAUUCUCUCUAAUGCGACCCGACCAACAAACCUAGGCGGUGGCAGUGUGUACAAGGAUGUGGACGAUGAUAACACGACUGUCGUCACCGAGAGCACGACACUUACAGGCAUCACGGCAGGAGCAAGUGACAUUGGGGCACGCGAAAAGCGACGUCGCAAGCAGGAAAAGCGAGAGCGAGCGCGCGCAAAGGCCGGCAAGAAAUCCAACCGUCACGUUGGAGAUCUGGGUGUCGAAGACGAAGAUGCCGAACUUGCAGCCAAGAAGGAACUCCGCAACUACCGCCACGAAAGAGCCGCUCGCGUUGGAGGUCUAAACAAGGAGAGUGAAGGCUCUGAAUGGGACGGCUCUACCAACCACGGCACCGAAUCCAAUGUCUCGACAAACCUCCUCUCUGACCGCCAGACCACACCUACCACCACACCUACCAAGUCCAAGGCCGGCAUCCGCAAGGUCUACUCCACCGCCGACCGCCGUGAGAACCGUGAAGCCGAGCGCAUGCGUGCGGAGGCCCGUCGUCUACGUGAAGCUGGCCGAAACGCCCGCCGCGACUUUAGCUACCAGCGUGCCGAGAGCUACACCCGUGCCGACAGCCAGGUGAGCGAGAGUCUCCUUGACGGCUCACAGGUGACUCGUACCACGGACGAUAGUGGCGACCUGGGUACCAAGAGUUAUCACCACCCAAUGCCUGAGCUGAGGGAGCUGGAGAGGGAGCGGGCAAGGGAGGAGAGAAGGGCGCGAAGAGCGGCCAGAGGUUAUCAACGAGGGCGAGUGGAAGAGGAGUAA
Messenger RNA from Fusarium sp. VM40, 1164 nucleotides. Lineage: Eukaryota; Fungi; Ascomycota; Sordariomycetes; Hypocreales; Nectriaceae. The record is from the annotation of a GenBank genome assembly.